UGAUAACCAAAAAGAAAAGAAAAAAAAGGGUAUCCCUCAAGAACAUACACAGCUUUUGUUUGUGCCCCUUUCGGUGUUUGAACCCAAAAAGUGAUAUAAAAGGUGUUUUCAAUGUGCAUUAUUGAGUUUACUUUGAAACCCCUUCUUUCUCUCUCUCUCUCUCUGUCUUUACGUAACUAUGGUUCAAGAUAGCAAUUAUAAGGUAAAAUCAUUGUCGCCUGCCGUGUCUGCUUUUCAGUUCCAUGUCAAGACCCCAAGUGCUACCUCCUCAUUAGGACAAGGAGAUGGGUUAUUAAAGAUUUCGACCACCAGCAACACCGCCACCACGAGUAGUAGCAAUAGCAAUAGCAGCAAUAGCGAGGAUUAUUUUAAUAGCAGCAAAAGUUAUCAAUCUUCACCCAGUACACCGACUAUUUCAGGCAAGGAAGGUUAUGUGUACAAGGACCAGCUUAUUAUAUUGGAUGAAGAAACAAGAUUGAAGUUGACACACAUGGGACAACUUCCAUUAGAUGCUGAAUGGACCUUUUGGUAUGACAAAUUUGUGCCUAAUUUGCCUGCCUCUGACUACGAAUCGAAUUUAAAAGUGAUUUCGACAGCAAAGACAGUACAGAAAUUCUGGUCUAUAUAUAACAACAUUGAUGGUCCAGAUAGACUCGGAUUCAGGAGUAAUUAUCACUUUAUGAAAACGGGAAUCAAGCCUAUUUGGGAAGAUCCUCAGAAUGAAUACGGUGGAUCGUAUAAUUUCAAGAUCAAUAAACAGCAAUCAUCUCUAGCUUGGCGAGAUAUCUUGGUGUUGCUGAUAGGUGAAAAGGUGGAAGAUUGGAUAAAGAAUACAGUGUUUGGGGUUUCAGUGUCUUCUCGACAACAUGUAGACAAUUAUCAGAUCUGGACAGCGCAUCAUAAUAAAAAUAUCCAGGAUAGCAUUGUGCGUGCCAAACUAGAAGAAUUACUGUAUCCUGCUGAUAUACAGUCAUUUUACUUUAAAAUGCACAAGACACACGCCGACUUUCAAAAACCCACCACACCCACAUCUGCUCAUUCACCCAAAACAGAUAUGGCGGCUUCUUUAUCAAGACCUAUAGAAAUGAGAAGGAAAAUCACCGAAGAAAGUAUAGAACGUGUUGUUCAAGACAUCGAAAAGUUAAAACUGAGAGAAAGAGUUAAAUAAGCCACCUUUUUUUUUUCGUGUUUUUUUUAUAUAUAUCUUUUUUAUUUUCUUUUUUUUUCUCUCUUUUUCUUUUCAUCCCAGAUUGUAAUUAUACCUUGAAAUAAAUAAUGAGCAGUGCAUCUGUUAUUGAAGCUAAACUUGAAGCCGAGUCAAAGGCUUUCCAAUUAUUACAAAAAGAACUUGCUCUUGUCAUCGAGUCAAGACAACGUUUGGAAUCACAACAACAGGAAAACGAACUUGUCAACACCGUAAGACAAAAUAUAAAUUAAUAUAGAGCGAGC
Molecule: messenger RNA, 1449 nt
Organism: Mucor mucedo
Lineage: Eukaryota; Fungi; Mucoromycota; Mucoromycetes; Mucorales; Mucoraceae
Product: translation initiation factor eIF 4e-like domain-containing protein
Exons: 5
Coding region: 179-1168 (329 amino acids)
Biological process (GO): translational initiation
Cellular component (GO): eukaryotic translation initiation factor 4F complex
Molecular function (GO): translation initiation factor activity; RNA 7-methylguanosine cap binding
Source: RefSeq, a predicted model, not a curated record